Molecule: messenger RNA, 738 nt
Organism: Chaetomium globosum CBS 148.51
Lineage: Eukaryota; Fungi; Ascomycota; Sordariomycetes; Sordariales; Chaetomiaceae
Exons: 2
Coding region: 1-738 (245 amino acids)
Molecular function (GO): nucleic acid binding
Source: RefSeq, a predicted model, not a curated record
AUGGAGCUCGGUGACAAUGGAUUUCAUCACCAAGCCUCCGACAUUAAAGGACUCAGCGACGGGAACGAAGUACGACAGCAUCCUCACAGUGGUGGACAGACUCACCAAGUGGAGCUACUUCCUUCCCCCUACAAGGGAGUCAUGCUCGUGCAGAACAACUCGCAGACCGUGAUCUACCCGCAAUACGGACAGACGGAGCGACUCAACCAGAUCGUCGAGCAAUACCUGAGAGUGUAUAUCAACUUUCAGCAGGACGACUGGGUCGAGCUGUUGCCAACAGCGCAACUCGCCUACAACACCACCGUCACGGAGACCACGAAGGUCACGCCAUUCUUCGCGAAUUACGGCUACGAGCAGACUUGCGACAAGGGCCCGACGUUUCGGUACCCAGAGCGGGCAGUCAAGGCCGAUAGAAUGAGCUCGCUGCAUGCGAUGCUCAAAGAAGAACUCGAGUUCGUACGAACCAGGAUGAAGAAGUUCUACGACAGGAACAGGCUCGAGGGACCUCGCCUAGAAGAGGGGGGCAAAGUUUACCUCAUUUCUCGAAAUCUUUGCACGAAGCGACCAAGCAGGAAGCUCGGUUUUCGCAAAAUCGGACCACUUCAAGAUCGACAAAAAGAUUUCGGAGAACAACUACGCACUCGUGUUACACUCAACCAUGCGACUACGGACCAACGUCUUCCACAUCUCGCUUCUGGAACCAGCGCCGAAGAACGCACGACUCGACAAGGACGUUGA